This is a messenger RNA of Lutra lutra (Eurasian river otter), 2701 nucleotides long. It is a transcript of the gene HOXC13, whose product is annotated as homeobox C13. The record is from RefSeq and is a predicted model, not a curated record. Gene Ontology annotation, biological process: regulation of transcription by RNA polymerase II. The transcript has 2 exons. Gene Ontology annotation, molecular function: DNA-binding transcription factor activity, RNA polymerase II-specific; RNA polymerase II cis-regulatory region sequence-specific DNA binding. The coding region runs from base 404 to 1393 and encodes 329 amino acids. Lineage: Eukaryota; Metazoa; Chordata; Mammalia; Carnivora; Mustelidae.
GGCCUGUUGGGGGGGCGUUGCCCUGUCCCUUUAAAUCUCCCAGCUCCCUCCUCUUUGCCCCUCCUGAGAGCCAAUCAGCAGAGAUCUGUUUCCUUUUGCCCCGCCCCACGGCAAGGGGUGGGAACCCCAGGAGACCUGGCCCCAGGGUCACGUGAGUUGGCUCGUCACGUGGGCGCGGGAGGGGUGUAGAGGGGAGCCGGGCGGGAGACCGCGGAUUUCUUAAUGAAGUGUCCCCGCAUGCGUAGAGGGAACGUAGGGAGGGAGGUGGAAGCACCCGGAGGAGGAGGGGAGGGGAGGAGAGGGAAGGGAGGAGGGAUGGGGGAGGGGAAAAGGGAGCGAGGUGUCUCCCUAGCUCGCUGCCUCUGGCAAGUGGAGUUUUUAAAAAGCUCGAGCAGAUCAUGUCAUGACGACUUCGCUGCUCUUGCAUCCGCGCUGGCCGGAGAGCCUUAUGUACGUCUAUGAGGACAGCGCGGCGGAGAGCGGCAGCGGAGGCGGCGGCGGGGGAGGCGGCGGCGCGGGCGGCGCGGGGGGCGGCUGCAGCGGAGCGAGCCCCAGCAAAGCCCCUAGCAUGGACGGGCUGGGCAGCAGCUGCCCGGCCAGCCACUGCCGCGACCUGCUUCCACACCCCGUGCUGGGCCGCCCGCCGGCUCCCCUGGGCGCCCCACAGGGCGCUGUCUACACGGACAUCCCGGCCCCGGAGGCGGCGCGCCAGUGCGCCCCGCCGCCAGCGCCCCCCACCUCGUCCAGCGCCACCCUGGGCUACGGCUACCCGUUCGGUGGCAGCUACUACGGCUGCCGCCUGUCGCACAACGUGAACCUGCAGCAAAAGCCUUGCGCCUACCACCCGGGCGAUAAAUACCCGGAGCCGUCGGGCGCCCUGCCCGGUGACGACCUGUCCUCCAGAGCCAAGGAGUUCGCCUUCUACCCCAGCUUCGCCAGCUCCUACCAGGCGAUGCCCAGCUACCUGGACGUGUCGGUGGUGCCUGGGAUCAGCGGGCACCCGGAGCCGCGUCACGAUGCGCUCAUCCCCGUCGAAGGCUACCAGCAUUGGGCUCUCUCCAACGGCUGGGACAGUCAGGUGUAUUGCUCCAAGGAGCAGUCGCAGUCCGCCCACCUCUGGAAGUCUCCCUUUCCAGACGUGGUUCCCCUACAGCCCGAGGUGAGCAGCUACCGGCGCGGGCGCAAGAAGCGUGUGCCCUACACCAAGGUGCAGCUGAAGGAGCUAGAGAAGGAGUACGCUGCCAGCAAGUUCAUCACCAAAGAGAAGCGCCGGCGCAUCUCUGCCACCACGAACCUCUCCGAGCGCCAGGUCACCAUCUGGUUCCAGAACCGACGGGUCAAAGAGAAGAAGGUGGUCAGCAAAUCGAAAGCGCCUCAUCUCCACUCCACCUGACCGCCCAUCCGCCCCCCACCCCGUCUAUUUAUGUCGCCGCUUUGUACCAUUACCAAACCCAACGAAGGACGCUUUGCCGGUGCAGACGAAUAUUUAAUGUUAACAAGAAAGAGGGACUGCGCCGCGGGAGGCAGAGAGGAUUGGAGGGCGCACUCUGCAGCCCCCUAUUCCCCACCCCAUCCUCAACCCCCAACCGCCAUGCAGAUGGGACCUCGCAGGCCUCAGCACCUUUGGAGGUGGGUUGGGGUGGGCUGUGGGAGGCAGGUUCACGGCCUCCACUCUCCUUUGCCCUCAUCCCUCACCCUGCCAGAAAGCUGACUGGUAGGGGGCAAAGAUCCCGAUCAUUCCAACCAAAGCAGGGUUGGGGAACCCCGAAUGACCCUAUUCUUGCCUCAUCCUUUGCCCAGGUAGGUUGAUGACCCUCCUGAGGGUGGGGCCCCUGUGCAGGACCUGGCAAGCUCAUACUGUCCUUCUAGUUCCUCCUCCUGUUCCCUGUCCCUCCCGCACUCCUUAGUUAGCCAAGAUUUCCCAGGUAAGAUUUUCUGUGCAUAUUUUAAAAGUCGCGUUAAUAUUAAUGAUAACUGUUAGGGAUCUGGCAUCGUGAUUGGAGUACAGACAGCGCAUAGGUUUUCUUUCUUUCCUGUUUCAACAAAAGCUGGAAUUGGUGGAGGAGCUGCCUACCCUCACCUCAGUCAGGAAACUGAAUUUCUCCGGAGCCGACUUUGCCCCCACUGCCUCCUCUGUUCUGCUCUCUCAGUCAAUGUGCAGAAAUCCAUGGAGGAUGGAAACUCCAACCACGCUGCUAAAUGUCUGUCUACUGUCUGUCUGUCUCUCUCUCUCCGUCUCCCUCCCUGCCCUUCUCUCUCUCUGCUGGGGAUCAGGCCAGGCACAGAAGCAGAACGUUUUUCUAAGGAAAGGACAAACUUCUCUUCCAUGGGGAUGGAGAGUGGGUCCCCCAGCAGAGCCCCUCUCCAGUUGCUUCUCCAUGGAGGCAGUCACUGAAGAGAGAGCCUCACACUCACUUUUACUGAUUGUUCGGAGGAAAGCAGUUUUCUUCCGGGAGGCCAAAAUAACCAGCCCCCAAUUAACCAGCUAAUGUAGACGCUGCCUAACAUAUCCCUCCUCAAAGGCCGACUUGCUGCUGAGGGGGGAGGUCCCUCACCUUCUCCCUUCCCACUGGUGCAUUACAAAACAGUGUUCUUUUGAAAUGUUCAUCAGAAAUAGGCUUUUUUAAAAUGUUGUGUAUCUGUAUAUAGUAUUGUGAUGUCUGAAUGACAAUGUACUGAAUGCAAAAAGGAAAAAAAACCC